Molecule: messenger RNA, 6656 nt
Organism: Varanus komodoensis (Komodo dragon)
Lineage: Eukaryota; Metazoa; Chordata; Lepidosauria; Squamata; Varanidae
Gene: PRELP
Product: proline and arginine rich end leucine rich repeat protein
Exons: 3
Coding region: 321-1430 (369 amino acids)
Cellular component (GO): extracellular exosome
Molecular function (GO): heparin binding; protein binding
Source: RefSeq, a predicted model, not a curated record
AGUGUGUGUGUGUGUGUGAGCAAGCCCGUGUGUGGAUUAAACGCUGAGGAGUUUGGCUGCCAGAGAAAGACGUUAUUGUUGUGACUUUCUCCUCCUUCCUUUGCUCCCACCCUCUCUGAGAGAAUCUCUGAGGAACAGAACCAGAGAAAACGCAUACAGCUUGGAGGAGGCUCAUUUGUAUCAGAACCGGACUGGCGUGAGGAGGAGGAGGAAGAGGAAGAGGAAGAAGAGGAGGAGGAAAGGGGGAAGGAAGAGUCCUGGAAGUUAAAACAUACAUAGGCAGGAGGAAGGGCAGGUGGCAACAGAUAACUAUCUAGACCAUGAAGGGGGUUGCCAGGCUGAUUUUCCCACUCCUUCUUGUGCUGAUCUGUGUUGUGAAUGGACAAAGGCGAGUCAGACCUCCAAAGAAGCGUCCAACUCCCCCACCCUCUGAACCAGUGGAACCUACAGAGUUGCCUCCACCUCUGCCACCAGGACCUCCCUCAGUUUUCCCAGACUGCCCCAGAGAAUGUAUGUGCCCUCCAGAUUUCCCUUCAGCCCUUUACUGUGACAGCCGCAACUUGAGAAAAGUGCCAUUCAUCCCCUCCAGGAUCCAUUAUGUCUACCUACAGAACAACUUCAUUGAUAAGCUUUCUGAAGAGUCCUUCAAGAAUGCCACAGACCUGCGGUGGAUCAACCUGGAUAAUAACCGCAUUGAGACAGUGAACAAUCGAGUGCUGGAGAAGUUGGACAGACUUGUCUUCCUGUACAUGGAGAAGAAUAAUCUUAAAGAAGUACCCAGCUAUCUGCCUCCCAAUCUGGAACAGCUUCGACUGAGCAGGAACCGGAUCCGGAAGAUCCCUGAAAAUGCAUUCAACAAGCUGGACCAUCUCCUCCUCUUAGACCUCCAUCACAAUGAGCUGAAUGAUGGAAACAUCAAAAAGAAUACUUUCAGGGGGCUGAAGAACCUCAUGCAGCUCAACUUAGCUCACAACAGGCUACAUAAGAUGCCACCUGGGGUUCCCAAAGCCAUCCACCAGCUCUUCCUAGAUGAGAACCAAAUUGACAACAUCCCCAGCAACUACUUUAAAGAUUUCUCCAACUUGGCUUUCAUCAGGCUUAACUCUAAUAAACUCUCUGACAAAGGGCUGCCCAAGAACUCUUUCAACCUUACUAACUUGCUGGUCUUGCACCUGGCGCACAACAAUCUCACCAACAUCCCCUUGAUUAGUACCAAGCUGGAGCACCUCUACUUGAAUGACAAUUCGAUUGAAAAAAUUAAUGGGACCCAGAUAUGCCCCACUUCGUUGUCAAGUUUACAUGAAUCAUCCUCAGAUCUGGAAAAUGUGCCCCGUCUCCGCUAUCUGCGCCUAGAUGGCAACCAGCUGAAGCCGCCCAUCCCCUUGGAUCUCAUGAUGUGCUUCCGACUCUUACAGUCUGUUGUCUUCUAGGCCUUGCAGCAAUCGCCACUCUUUGGAACUUUGGCUUUGCGCAGUGACUUGAUUCCAGUCUAUGUUAGACAUGGGGAAAUAUAUCUUAACAUCUCUACCCUGCCCUUACCUCCCCGGUGCCUUCUCUUUGCUGCUCCAUUCUGCUUCCCCUUCUUUGGCUGUAAGAAGCUCUGUCCUCAGUGCAGUCCCUCCUUUAUGCAGCAUCCAAUGGAGGCUCUGUGCCCUUGAGUGUUGCACAGGUUCACUUGUACAUGCAGUUUCCAGAAAACAGCUAGAAGUCACAGUAACAUUGGUGUCUUCCAUACGGUUCCUUUAGAUGAGUAGAUCUCUAAUGGAGAAAGGAGCAUACAUGGAUGCAUCAAGCAUGCAACAUCUGUGUGUACUGACUUGCUGCUUAGAGUUGCAGAUAGAGUUACUGGCCCCAGAAAUGCAGCAAGUUUUUGUUUUUUGUUUUACUUUAAAGGGCAGGCUUGUUGUACCUGUCAGAGGAGGAAAGGCUAUUCCUUUUCAUGCAAAGUGAUUCAGUGUGCCCAGUAACAGUGUGGGGCUAAGGAAAGGAAUAUCAAAUUGUAUUUAUACGUGGAAGUCAUAAAUGUAUCUUAGUAGGAAACUCAUCUUGUUGCAUACGCUAAAAGAUACAUGAAACAGACAGCAGUGUACUUUAGAGUCUUGUGAGAUGUACUGUAGGUACAAUCGGGAGCGACAGACAACUCACACUACGCCCGUUUGUGCCCUUUAGGGUGGUCCAGGUGAUGCAGCAACAUACUGUGGGAAUGUUCUGAAUGACCGAGUGCAGUGGGACCACCAGGAUCUGGGUCCUGGCAGCUCAGGGUCAAAGCAGACUUCCUAAUUCCCAGCCCCAUAAUCUGGCUCCACACUAAUUUUGCUGCUGUGACUCAACUGCAGUACUAGAGAGAAUUUGCCACAGCGCACGGUCACCUACAUGGGUCAGCAAGUUGCAUUGUUCAUGAAGAUCUCCAGGAUAUCUCCAUGCUUGCUGCUGUUGCUGUUGUCUUUGCAUGAUGUAUCCCAGACCAUAUGAUACACCCCAUUGCAAUUUUCCUUUCAUCAGUGGCCUUGGGACUUAUCUGGGCAAUACUAGGUCUCCUUCCCUGAAAGUCAGUGCAUCACUAAAGGAGUAUUUACAUUCACUUAAUGUCCCUAGCAAAGGUCACCAAGGAACUGCCUCCCCACUCCUCAGAGUACAUCCCUUAAAACUCUGAAACAGAACACUAUCCCCAGCCCCAGUUACUUGAGAGGAGAAGCAAUAGCAUGUGCAAAUAUACUUGAGAGGAGCUGUACAAAAGUACAAGCCUUGACUGCGUUGUUGGACUAGAAGCAAUCCACAGGUAUCAGCUGACUUUCCAUGACUUAUGGGAGUGAACCCCUCCCUAGAGGGGACAGGUGCAACAGUAUACAUUUGAAUUGGCAAUCCAUAACUCAAUUCAAACACUCUGCUCCUUUCUUCCAGUACUUUGGGUGCCUUCUGUGGCAAACAUAGAGAAAGUAGAAGAGGUAUAAGGUGGUUCAUUGAGAGCAAAUCAAGCAAACUCCAAACCUUUAAAAAGAGACUCUUCCUUAAGCAUUGUGGACUUUCACCUAGUCUCCAAGAAUUGCAUUGUAUAAAUACAUCUGGGGACUAACAGAUCAUAAAAGAACCUUCCGAAUCAUGUUUUCUGCAAUAAACAGUGCAAUCCUCUGCACACACCCCUGGCAGUUAACCUCCACAACAGAGCUUAACUUCUGUGUAAAUAUGCAAGGGAACUGCAACAUGAUAAAUGAAGGAUCCAUAUCAUUGAGUGAACUAUUCUGAACAUGUGGCUCUGUGGGAGAAGUGGGAUGCCACUUCUUUUUAAUGGGCAAUAGCCUAUUGUGCCUGUGUGCUCGCAGGACCAACUGCUUGCCAAUCUGCUGUGCCAUUGCUCCAGCCAUCUCCCUACCUACAAAGCCAGCUCCUCAGCUGCUUUACUAACUGAAUAUGUGCUUUAUUAUCUUCUCAUUUGCUCGAGAGGUUCAAGCAACCCUGCUCCCUUUUUUGAAAUCAACAAGGUCAGCCUUCUGAGCUUCUCUGCUAUGCCCUUCUUCCUUUCCUGAGACAACCUAAAGGGGAUGCACUUCCACAGUGCUUUUAAAUGUGCCGUGUUUUCAGCCCUUGUCCCAGGGCCAAGCUAGUUGUGGUGCCAAAUGUGCCUUUGUCUUUAGCAGUCACAUUUUUAGAUGCACACAGCAGCUGCAGGAGUUGGGGACUGAAAAUGAUGGAGAUCACAGCAGGCAGAGAUUUAAGGCAGCCAAUAUGCAUUGCCAAAGAAGAGGAAAAGUACCACCAAAAAGAAAGACACUGUUGUGCACAAUAUGUCCAUAUGCUAAUUUGGAAUUGUAUGCCUAGGCACAAAUUUUUAAAAAACCACUAUGAUUUAGAUAGCAAUAGAAUACAUCUCACCAUAGUGGUGAGGAACCUGACCAAGCUUGCCUGUGUGCCCACUCGCCCUGUUGCUCAGGUGCAAACGUGGAUCACCAGCUUUAAGGCCACCCUUUUCUCCCUCUGGUUGUCUAGACAGCCAUUCAAAUGACUGUUCUCAGAUAGCCCUUAAGCAGAGGAUGUCCUCUGUAAAGUAGGAGACAUGGUAACCCUGUGAGGGACUUGAAGUUUACCCAUUGUCACCAUAUUAAAUGCAAAGGUGCAGUUAACUUCAGGCCAGAUUUGGUCUUCACUUCAUCUUGUAUCAAGCUUGUAGAGUCAGUCAUUAUUUUUCCUAUUUUAUGAUGGAAGAACUGGAGUUUAGAAAUGUGGGGGGAGGGGGGUACACUCAAGGUGACAGAACAAAGGAUUUGUACUUAAGUUGUCUAGCUGCAGGAUUUGAUUCACCAGGCCACACCGAAACCUUGAAGUUUAAAUGCUGGCCUCUUUCUACCCAGGCAGUUCAGGACAGAGUCUGAUAGUUGUCUGCUGUAUUCAGAGGCAUACCUUUUAAAGUGAUUUUGAGAGCACUGCCCAUCUGAAUAUGCUAUAUGAGGACUAGUCAUCUCUGAAACUUAUCCAGAGUUGCAUCCUUGCACAGAUCCUGAUUUUAAUUACCACCACCAUCACCUAGGAUUCCAUUCAGAAAAUAGUUCAGGAAAUGUUAUAAUCCCCAGGUAACAUUUCCAUGUAAAGGUGUUUGCAUAGGUGUUUUAAAAUGUCUGCAUGUAAGCACACACCUUUGCAUCAGAAAGACCCCAGUGGGUGAACAGAAUGUAAGACUUUCCUAUUUUAUGGACCUGUUUGAAGCACCAUGGCCCAGUUCCCUUCUCCUGCAGUUUAAUCACAUGAUGCCUAUUAAGUUAUAUUUGCUCAAUUCAUUGCCAUGACUCAAGUAACUUUUGGGCCUUAUUAUUCACUUUGCCCCAGGAACAAGGCUCUUUGCAAUAUGUUCUAAAACCUUCUUUAAAGCAAAUGAACUCUACUUUUUCACUAUAGUCGCUGAGUGAAACAGAGCCCACUGUGGGUUUCUUGAAAGACAACUAGGUUCUGGAUCUACAUGUAAGUUCUGCAAUUGAGAUCCUUUAAAAUAUUUUCACAAUUCCAAGCUGAGUUUUUAUAACUUUUAUGAACCCCAGAAAAUUUGAGGAUUUAAAUUCAUUGGCCUUUGUCAGGACUGCUUCUUUCACCUAGGAUUUGAAGAGGUUGUUCUAUGCCUUUGGCUUCCCAGAGCUCCAAAGCAACAGUGUGGGGAUUAGUUUCCUAUGCAUGACACAGGGCUGGGAAAUUAAGACAACUUUCUAGUAUUUGAACUACAAAUCUACAGAUGGACCAUAGCAGAAAUAGAGGCCCGUUACAACACAUUCACUAAGCCUGAGCUUGUUUCCCAGAGAGAGCCCCUGCACCUGUUCAACCAUCAGAUAGGUCCAAGAUCUUGUACUGUUUGUCUGGUGCUCUUUCAUAAUUCCAGUGGCAAAACUGCCUCCAAAUUGCUUCAAUUCCCUUUACUUCUCAUGGAUGUCAGCUUCCCAAAUUUUGGUGCACCAUACAUUUCAAAGGCUAAAGAGGAAUUUCCAGCUACAGGAAAAUUCCGCACUCAUUAAGGGUUUUGUAAAAGUCCCUUAACACUCAGGUGAACAGUCACAAUAAUUAGGAUGGUCAAGAACAGCACAAUAUGCUUUCUCUUCCAGUUACGUCAGUGCAAACUAACAUAACCCCACUGAUAUUUGUUGAGUUACUCUGGAUUUAUGCUUGUAACACUUGGACUAUGGUAGGAAGGGUAGCUAUACAGUUUAAAUCUCUUUGACACUGUUGGCCACACUUGUCUGAAAGAAUCUCAUAAUGUUUCUUUCCCUCUCCCUAUCGCUACAAGCCUUUAUGCUUUCUUUAUUCCUCUCUGAUGUAAAAAUUCACCAGUAUCUCUUUCACAAAAACUUCUGUUAUAUUGUUCCUUGUUCUUGCUCUCCUCUCCUUUUAUCUCCUGCUAUAGGUUACACUAAAGCACCAUGAAAAUCAAUCAUUUAUUAAACAUAAAUGGAGCUCUGCAGCCAACAAUAUAUACAAUCCACUCCCUUCUAGCUAGCUACCCCAAUCUCUGCCCUUUUCCAACCCACUUUUUGGUUGGAGUCAUAUUUUAAAACCCCUGCAAGUCAACAGGGGAUUCUGGAUUUUGCCCCUAAUGACCAAACAACCUCAGUCCAUUGGACACUUUCCCUGAUAAAACUCAGCAUACCCCACUGGUACCCAUGUUGGGGCUGGGCGUGCUUGGGAUCACAUAUUUUAACAGUAAUGCAGGCAUGAAACUUGCUUUUAAUUUAAUCUAUCUUUCUAUGGUGCCUCCUUUGGCCUUCUGUUACACCAGUGCAAACUAGCAUAAUCCCACUGAUAUUUGUUGAGUUACUCUGGAUUUAUGCUUGUAACACUUGGAAUAUGGUCUUCUGGUUUCUUUUUAUAUCCUAUUAAAUCUGUUCUGUAAGUUUCAACUUCGUUUGCUUCAAAUAGAGACAUUUGCCAUUCUACAUUUGGUCUCCUUGAACAAGGCCAUUAGCAGGUGAUACUUUUAAUCUCUAUGCCAUGAAAAACUUUAGCUUUUCUGCUGCAUUUCAAACUAUGCUAAAGUCAGAAAGGCAGACCAGGUUAUUUUUUUUAAUUGAUCACUCCGUAUGACGAAGGCUACGAUCAGUGUCUGAGAGUGGGAAGGGCAAACUGGAGGGGCUCAGCAGCAGUGAAUGGGGACGUUGUAUAGACAAUAAACAGAGUUGGCAACA